AUGGACGUAGCAAUGGUUGAUUCGAGCUUGGACCAUCCAUUCUUUGAUGACGCCAUAGAAGCAACACACAACACCAUACUGCAAGAACAUCGUCAACAUUUCGAUCAUCGUAUCAGCUCAACACUUCUGCUCGAAGAGAUCCGUCGUACUACCGCUGGCAAUGGGUCGGCAGACCGAAGAUUAGUCGUAUGCAGUCGAAAGUUUAUACUGUUCAUUCGCACCUUUGCACCCUACUUCGAUGUCCUUGGCACAUGCGUCGAAUUGCAGUCAGAAUGGGCAGGCUAUUUCUGGGCAACUGUUCGUGUAGUCUUCAAGAUGAGCGGUGACUGCGUGCUUGUCCUGGAGAAAAUUGCCGAUGUACUUGAAGCUGUUUCGCAAAUCAUACCACCCUAUCAAGAGGUUUACAACAUCUGCAAGCGUAACGGAGCCGAGUCCCAUGGCGAGGCUGGAGAUCGUCAUCUGGCUGCACUUCUGUCUUGCGUAUACGCGGAUCUUGUACAGCUGUUCUUGGAGCUAUAUUGUAUCUUCUGUCGCGGAGCACAAAGCACGCCCGUCAGCUGUAGGAACGUCCUCCACAGUGAGACACUAUGGCGACCAUUCGAUUCCCGAUUCGCCCACCUUGAAACACGGCUAGGCCAGCACAGGAGGUGGUUAGAAACAGAAACUGCGAACCAGACCCAAUACUACGCGGACAUCUCACAGCACCGCAGAAGUUAUAUCGAAUUUUUGCAACGUCAAAACGAAGUUACGGUCAACGGUCGAGUGGAGCAAAAGGAACAACGGCUGGCGAAGCGCUUGAGGAGAGUGGAGAAAGUACAGCACUGGCUGUCGUCUUCUACCUUGAUUGCCACCCGGUCUCCGGGCAUCCAACAACCUUAUCAAGAGUCCUGCGCUUGGUUCCUGCGUGUUGCUGCAUACGCCCAAUGGAGGAGCUUGCGCUUUGAUAGCAGCAUGGCAAAUGACCAAGAAGCUUUAGUCGGCAACUGGCAACAUCGGGUACUGUUUGUACAGGGUAAGUCGCCGCGCGCAUACUCCGGGUUUUCUACAAACUGA
Messenger RNA from Alternaria incomplexa, 1053 nucleotides. RefSeq lists its product as uncharacterized. The record is from RefSeq and is a predicted model, not a curated record. The transcript has 3 exons. The coding region runs from base 1 to 1053 and encodes 350 amino acids. NCBI's taxonomy places the organism in Eukaryota, Fungi, Ascomycota, Dothideomycetes, Pleosporales, Pleosporaceae.